GUGCAAAAGUCGCGAAAGCACACAAAUUUUCCUGUGAAUUAUCACAACUUCGACGAGGAAAAUUGGCUCGGAUUUGCUUAGUUUUGUCCGGAAGGUUACAAAUCAUCGCUUGGCAAAGUGUGGAAAUUGUGCAGCGAAGGAAAAUUGCAGAAAGUUGGGAAGAGGAAAUGUCAAUUUUGGAACCAUCUCAAGGCAGCCACAUCGGGAUCUUUGUCAUCUGAACAAGGAACAGAAAAUCGAGGGGGGACCAGAAAUUCAAGUGUGAAUUAUUUUUCCCAGUAAAAAGUAGAGCGAGAAAAGGUAGUCAAAAUGGUUUUAGCCGAUCUCGGGCGGAAGAUUACGAAUGCCCUGCAUUCGCUCAGCAAGGCAACCAUCAUCAAUGAGGAGGUGUUGGAUUCCAUGCUGAAGGAGAUCUGCACGGCACUGCUCGAGGCGGACGUCAACAUUCGGCUGGUCAAGAAGCUGCGGGAGAAUGUCAAGUCGGUGAUUGACUUUGACGAAAUGGCCGGAGGUUUGAACAAACGGCGAAUGAUCCAAUCGGCCGUGUUCAAGGAACUGGUCAAGCUGGUCGAUCCGGGAGUAAAGCCCUUCCAGCCCGUGAAGGGACGCCAUAAUGUGAUUAUGUUUGUCGGACUGCAGGGUUCAGGAAAGACGACCACCUGUACCAAGUUGGCCUACCACUAUCAGAAGAAGAACUGGAAGUCUUGUUUGGUGUGUGCGGAUACGUUCCGUGCUGGUGCGUACGAUCAGAUCAAGCAGAAUGCCACCAAGGCUCGAAUUCCGUUCUAUGGUAGCUACACGGAGAUGGAUCCAGUGGUCAUCGCCCAGGACGGUGUGGAUAUGUUCAAGAAGGAAGGGUUCGAAUUCAUUAUCGUGGAUACCAGCGGUCGGCACAAGCAGGAGGAAUCACUGUUCGAGGAGAUGUUGGCCGUGGCGACGGCCGUCAAGCCGGAUAACAUUAUUUUCGUGAUGGAUGCCACAAUUGGACAGGCUUGCGAGUCGCAAGCUAAGGCUUUCAAGGAAAAGGUCGAUAUUGGAUCGGUUAUCAUUACCAAGCUAGAUGGACAUGCUAAGGGAGGCGGUGCUCUGUCGGCUGUGGCCGCGACGAAUUCUCCGAUCAUCUUCAUCGGUACCGGAGAACACAUUGACGAUUUGGAACCGUUCAAGACGAAACCGUUCAUUAGCAAGCUGCUCGGAAUGGGCGACAUUGAGGGUUUGAUCGAUAAGGUUAACGAGCUGAACCUGGACGACAACGAGGAACUGAUUGACAAAAUCAAACACGGACAGUUCACCAUUCGGGACAUGUACGAGCAGUUCCAGAACAUCAUGAAGAUGGGACCGUUCUCGCAGAUCAUGGGCAUGAUCCCCGGCUUCUCGCAGGACUUUAUGACCAAGGGUGGCGAGCAGGAGUCUAUGGCCCGUAUCAAGCGGCUCAUGACCAUGAUGGAUUCCAUGUCCGACGGGGAGCUGGACAACAAGGACGGAGCCAAACUGUUCAGCAAGCAGCCGACGCGUGUCAUUCGUGUAGCUCAAGGAUCAGGCGUGACGGAGCGGGAAGUGCGGGACCUGAUCUCCCAGUAUACGAAGUUUGCAGCCGUCAUUAAGAAGAUGGGCGGCAUCAAGGGGCUGUUCAAGAGCGGCGAUAUGACCAAGAACGUGAACCCCACGCAGAUGGCCAAGUUGAACCAGCAGAUGGCGAAGAUGAUCGACCCGCGGAUGUUCCAGCAGAUGGGAGGCAUGAGUGGCCUGCAGAAUAUGAUGCGGCAGCUGCAGCAGGGCGCCGGAGGGCUGGGGAAUUUGAUGGGAGGAUUCGGUAAGUCCUGAAGAUGCUGUAGGAGCUUUUUAGUUUGAGAAAAAAAAACCGGUAAGAUUGUGUCUGAUCCUACUGUAUUCUUUGAGUUCUUUUAUUCCCGAUUAUGAAAUAGUUUAUGUUUGUUGUACGAGGAAAUAUUGAUUUUUGUAUUAUUUUAAGCGCAUUGAAACAACGAGAAGAACACGCGUUCUCGUCCCAAUAGGAAAAUAGAAAUGUCUAGGUAUAUCCACUAUCGUA
This is a messenger RNA of Ochlerotatus camptorhynchus, 2050 nucleotides long. It is a transcript of the gene Srp54k, whose product is annotated as signal recognition particle 54k. Gene Ontology annotation, molecular function: endoplasmic reticulum signal sequence receptor activity; GTP binding; 7S RNA binding. Gene Ontology annotation, biological process: SRP-dependent cotranslational protein targeting to membrane; SRP-dependent cotranslational protein targeting to membrane, translocation. The coding region runs from base 310 to 1824 and encodes 504 amino acids. The transcript has 5 exons. Gene Ontology annotation, cellular component: cytosol; signal recognition particle, endoplasmic reticulum targeting. The record is from RefSeq and is a predicted model, not a curated record. NCBI's taxonomy places the organism in Eukaryota, Metazoa, Arthropoda, Insecta, Diptera, Culicidae.